UGGGAAUGUUUAGUGCAAUAAAAUCAUGUUUCCCGCCAUUUUUGUCCCUUUCCCUUCAGCGCCGUUUCUCCCCUUUCCUUUCUACUCUCCAAUUGCCGCCUGAGAUUUCUCAUCUCGCAGUGCCAUCGAGGCUUGCAAGGGAAUUGAACAAAUUGUAGCUGGUGGUAAAGCAAUUGUUUACAUUUCUGAAGAACCUUUCAAUGGCAGAAACCCCAAAGAAGAAAGCCAAACAAUCCCUUAAUACAACCCCCAUUAAGCAACAAAAACCAUUGCCCAUUUCCAAUUCAUCUCCUUUGAACCCUAUUAUCCCUCCAACCCCACAAACCCUAAACCCCACCCCCGCCCGCCGCUCCCUCCGCCUUAGGUCCACCCCUCGGACCCCACUACCACCACCACCAUCACCUCCGUCUUCUGCGGGCCUCCGCAAAUCUCUCAACUUCACUCCCAAAAAUGUCGCCAGUUCAGCGAAAAGAAAAUCAAAGGCCAGUAUUUCAACCUCCAUUUCGACACCGCAACCCACUGAAUCAAAAAGGAAAAGAAAAUGUACAGAGAACAAAAAUGUGGGUGUUGAAAAAAGAAGCAUUUUAAGGGGUUGUAAGAAGAGGGUGUACUAUAAAAAGGUAGUUUAUGAUGGGGGAGAGUUUUCUGUAGGGGAUGAUGUAUAUGUGAAGAGAAGAGAAGAUGCUAGUUCGGAUUACGAGGAUCCCGAAGUGGAGGAAUGUAAGGUUUGUUUCAGGUCAGCAGGCCGGGUAAUUAUGAUCGAAUGUGAUGAAUGCUUAGGAGGGUUUCAUUUGAAGUGUUUGAAGCCACCAUUGAAAGAGGUUCCUGAAGGGGAUUGGAUUUGUCUGUAUUGUGAGGCGAAAAAAUUAGGGAAAGUUGUGGAAAUGCCCGCACCGCCCAAGGGGAAGAGACGGGUGAGAACUGCCAAGGAAAAGUUACUUGACAGUGAUCUGUGGGCAGCUCGUAUUGAGAGUAUCUGGAAAGAAGUGGACCGUAACUACUGGUUUCGGGCACAUUGGUAUAUGAUUCCUGAGGAGACGGCUGCAGGAAGACAGCCACAUAACUUAAGGAGAGAAAUUUAUCGGACUAAUGAUUUUGCUGAUGUUGAGAUGGAAUCUGUCAUCAGGCAUUGCUAUGUUAUGAAUCCAAAAGAAUUUGGGAAGGCGACAAAUGCUGGAGAUGAUGUUUUCCUCUGUGAAUAUGAAUAUGACAUUCACUGGCAUAGUUUCAAGCGCAUUGCUGAGAUUGAAGAUAAUGAUGUAGAUGAUGAAGAAGAGAACGAUGAGGACUGGAACCCUUACGAAGAUCCAGAGUCUGACGUGGAAGAUAUAGAAUAUGAAGAGGAAAACCAAAGUAGUCCGUUAACCAGACCGUCUCCAGCUCAUCCAUUGGCUGCAAAUUCAAGGAAGGGACGUUUUUUUGGACUACAAAAGAUAGGUGCAAAGAAGAUACCGGAACAUGUGAGAUCUCACAAGCUUACUGAAAUUGAGAAAGCAAAAGCAACUCUUUUACUGGCAACUCUGCCCAAGUCUCUACCUUGUAGGACUAAAGAAAUGGAAGAGAUAACUACAUUCAUAAAAGGUGCCAUAUGUGAGGAUCAAUGCCUGGGUAGAUGCCUUUAUAUACACGGUGUUCCUGGAACAGGAAAGACAAUGAGUGUACUAGCAGUAAUGAGGAAUUUAAGGUGUGAAGCUGAUGCAGGGAGCAUUAAACCUUAUUGUUUUGUGGAGAUUAAUGGCCUAAAAUUGGCUUCACCCGAGAAUAUUUAUAGUGUUAUUUAUGAAGCACUUAGUGGACACAGGGUCGGUUGGAAAAAGGCUCUUCACUUCUUGAAUGAGCGGUUUUCAAAUGCAGCUGAAUUUAGCAAAGAGGACAACCGGCCUUGUAUUCUACUUAUAGAUGAACUUGAUCUCCUCGUUACAAGAAAUCAAGCAGUUUUAUAUAACAUCCUUGAUUGGCCUACAAAGCCACAUUCAAAACUGAUCGUUAUAGGUAUUGCAAAUACUAUGGAUCUUCCUGAGAAGUUGCUUCCACGGAUUUCAAGUCGUAUGGGCAUACAAAGACUUUGCUUUGGUCCCUAUAACCAUCAGCAACUUCAAGAAAUUAUUUUAACUCGCCUCAAUGGAAUUGAUGCCUUUGAAAAACCCGCAAUUGAAUUUGCUUCUAGGAAGUAGUAGUAAUUACAUCAGUGGUAUCAGAGCACUUUCCUGCGCAGUGGGAACGUAAUGGCAGGUGACAUCGGAGAAAUUCUCAGUCGACUGGAUCGUAUGGCAGUCGAGGUGGCAAACUUCAACAAGAGGGAAGCCAUGAAUGAAAAAGCAAUACGGUAGCUCAAGGACACGAUGACGGCUGGACAAACCUUGAUUAGAGGAAAGGAGUUGCAAUCGGAGUUCAAUUGUGACGAAUUGUACUCGCUGACGGAAGGUCCGAUGGGUUUUGUAGGUAUGGGCUCUCAAUUGCAACUUCGCAGACUUCAAUCUACCUCUAAUAUCCCUCGAAAUUCUGGGUCACAAUCAUCUAGCCCUCCUUUCUUCAUGCCACAAACUUCAUCAUUAUCAUCUUCUCUGCCAUCUCCACCAAAUUUGAGCUCCAUUUUAACACCCCCAGCUCAAACUACACCCACCUACACACAUGCUCAACCAUCAAUUUCUAUUGGAGAAGUACCUUAUUCUUUGACCUCGACAU
Messenger RNA from Lycium ferocissimum, 2685 nucleotides. RefSeq names its product origin of replication complex subunit 1-like. The coding region runs from base 201 to 2174 and encodes 657 amino acids. The record is from RefSeq and is a predicted model, not a curated record. Lineage: Eukaryota; Viridiplantae; Streptophyta; Magnoliopsida; Solanales; Solanaceae. Gene Ontology annotation, cellular component: nuclear origin of replication recognition complex. Gene Ontology annotation, biological process: mitotic DNA replication checkpoint signaling; DNA replication initiation. The transcript is spliced from 12 exons. Gene Ontology annotation, molecular function: chromatin binding; ATP hydrolysis activity; ATP binding.